Messenger RNA from Gastrolobium bilobum, 1347 nucleotides. RefSeq lists its product as uncharacterized. Gene Ontology annotation, biological process: spliceosomal complex assembly; protein phosphorylation; regulation of mRNA processing. The transcript has 2 exons. The record is from RefSeq and is a predicted model, not a curated record. Gene Ontology annotation, molecular function: protein kinase activity; ATP binding. The coding region runs from base 151 to 1347 and encodes 398 amino acids. NCBI's taxonomy places the organism in Eukaryota, Viridiplantae, Streptophyta, Magnoliopsida, Fabales, Fabaceae.
UUUUCCCGGCAACGCUCAAAAACCCUAAUUCCCCAUUCGAGGGGGUUUCUUUACUCUGAUUCUUUCUCUCUCUUCUCACUCCAAUCAUUUCUAACAGAAACAUUCGAUUAAAUUGAUAGAUUCUUCAGUGUGUGGGUUUGAGGUGGUUCAAUGGAGAGGAGGAAGGAGGGCAGUGAUGAUGAUUACACUUCAGAGGAGGAAGGUAGUGAGGAUUAUAGGCGUGGAGGGUACCAUGCUGUUCGUGUUGGAGACACUUUCAAGAAUGGCUGCUAUGUCGUGCAGUCCAAGCUCGGUUGGGGUCAUUUUUCCACUGUCUGGCUUGCUUGGGACACUCUCAAAUCGCGUUAUGUAGCCCUUAAAAUUCAAAAGAGUGCUCAGCAUUACACUGAAGCGGCAAUGGAUGAAAUAAAGAUUCUCAAACAAAUUGCAGAGGGGGACCCUGAUGACAAGAAAUGUGUUGUGAAGCUUUUGGAUCACUUUAAGCAUUCAGGGCCUAAUGGUCAGCAUGUGUGUAUGGUUUUUGAAUUCCUGGGUGACAAUCUUCUCACCCUUAUUAAAUAUAAUGACUAUCGUGGGAUUCCUCUCCCCAUGGUUAAAGAAAUCUGUUUACAUAUUUUGGUGGGCUUGGAUUACUUGCAUCGUGAGCUUUCUAUCAUACACACUGAUUUGAAGCCAGAGAAUGUGUUGCUUCUGUCACUGAUAGAUACAUCUAAGGAUCCUAGGAAAUCAGGUGCUCCACUUAUCCUUCCAAACACCAACGAUAAGUCUGUGUCCAAUAAUGGGACCACUCAAGACAAUAAAACUUUGAAUGGAGAUCUGACCAAGAACCAGAAAAAGAAAAUGCGGAGAAAGGCUAAGAAGGCAGCUCAGGGCUGUACUGGGAAGGAAAGUUCAGAGGAAGCUGAGGAGGAUUAUAAAGAACCCGAGCAAGAAGGUUGUAGUAAUGGUGUGAAAUCAAGUGUAGAAUCAGUUGAAGAUAAACCUGGUAGUUCUUUGAGUAAAGAUGAAUCAACAAAGACUUUUGAAAAUGAUGUUUCACAAGGAAGUCAUGGUCAUAGGAGAGGUAGCCGUUCCAUGAGGAAGAAGUUGCUUGCAUCUGUUGAUCUUAAGUGCAAGCUGGUUGAUUUUGGUAAUGCUUGUUGGACUUAUAAACAAUUCACAAAUGAUAUUCAGACAAGGCAAUAUAGGUGUCCUGAAGUUCUUCUUGGAUCUAAGUACUCAACUCCUGCUGACCUUUGGUCCUUUGCUUGCAUUUGCUUUGAGCUUGCCACUGGCGAUGUUCUUUUUGAUCCUCACAGUGGUGACAAAUAUGAUAGGGAUGAGGUAAGUGAGCUCGUUUUGUACUAA